This is a messenger RNA of Oncorhynchus gorbuscha (pink salmon), 3286 nucleotides long. Its product is annotated as ephrin-B2-like. Gene Ontology annotation, biological process: axon guidance; ephrin receptor signaling pathway. Bases 878 to 1876 code for a protein of 332 amino acids. NCBI's taxonomy places the organism in Eukaryota, Metazoa, Chordata, Actinopteri, Salmoniformes, Salmonidae. Gene Ontology annotation, cellular component: plasma membrane. The record is from RefSeq and is a predicted model, not a curated record. Gene Ontology annotation, molecular function: ephrin receptor binding. The transcript has 5 exons.
GAGUGCAGAGCGUUGGAGAAGGAUGCAACGAACGCAAAGUGGUAUUGUGAACAGGAGAAGAGACCAGAAUAAGUUAACCCGGAUGCAUUAUUUUUGAAUGCGCCAAUUUUCACACCGACACUUCGCCUGUCAUUCAAGUUUGCUAGAAGAAGUUUAACCAAUAUUGUGCCAUAAAAGAUAACGGACGGAUGGAAGGGGCUAUUUUUGUCCGCUAAGACUCAAAGGGAUAACAUAAUGGAGACAACUCUGAAAGCAAUAACGCGUUAAUAAGCAUUCAAGUCAUGCAGUGUUUAUAAGAGCACAGAGGACAGCCCAUUAUCAAUUUGGGUCAGUGAAUGCUCGCUUAUAUACCAUAGUCCAAUUUUGUAUGCGUGCAGAGGGAAAUUGGAGCGAGCAAGCCUGUGCAUCUGGAUGGCAAGUAGUUUAUGGCACUUUGCAAAAAUAAUAGAUAAACGCCCACUAUCCAAAAUUAUCCUUUCAGGGUAGCCUAUUGGUAGGAAUUUACACUGAUAAUCUGGACAAUCGGUGCAUAUUCAUUUGGAGAGUGGGUGGACAGUGGCCUUAUCAUCAUGCAAUGUCCCGUAUUGCUGGACACGUUUCAAACCAGAAACCUACAUGUGGCCGCUGAUACACUUUAAACGCAAGACUAGAGAGGCCGACACAUUGUAUCCCCUCACACAUUCCAAGUACUGUGAGUGUUGUCUCUGGUUGAUUGUUUUUGUUGUUGAAGUUUAACCUUAGGUGUUUGCCCAAGUCACGCUAUAGCUGUGCACUCCGAGUGAUUUAGUGAACUUCGUUCGCACUCUUUGUCUAACUCGAUUCCCCGUGCCUUCUUUUUUUCGGGGGUAAAACGACAGUAGAGAGCCAAGGAGCAGGAAUGGCUUUCGCGUUUUGGGACGGCUGUAAUGGUUUGGGAUUUAUUUUGAUUUUUCUUGUGGAUUUACUGGGAAUAACUGCAAGUAACAUGGAACCUAUUUAUUGGAAUACAUUGAACAAGAGGUUUCAGGAUGACAGGGGGUAUGUGUUGUACCCCCAGAUAGGGGAUCGUCUAGAUCUGAUCUGCCCAGCCUCCAACCCCCAAGGCCCCCGCUCCCCCAGUGAGUAUGAGUACUACAAGCUGUACCUGGUGUCCACACGCGAGCAGGCUGACCGCUGUGAGGUGAUGGGCGCGCCAAACCUGCUGCUCACCUGUGACAAGCCCAACAGUGACAUGCGCUUCACCAUCAAGUUCCAGGAGUUCUCCCCCAACCUGUGGGGACAUGAGUUCAAGACCCUGCAGGACUACUACAUCAUUGCUACCUCAGAUGGGACGAGGCAGGGACUGGACAGCAUGAGAGGAGGAGUGUGCGUGACACGAGGGAUGAAGGUGAUUCUCAAAGUGGGACAGACUGCUUAUGGCCUCCCACCCAAACCCAAACCAGACCCAAACCGCUUCCACCCCAAAGGGAAUGGGACGAUACCCAAGGCAGGUGGCGAGGGCGAGGGGAACAACGGGAACAACGGGAACAACCCUCCAACCUCCUCUAGCGUGGCGGUGAUCGCUGGAGCGGUAGGGGGCGGAGCCUUCCUCCUCAUCGUGACUGCAGUCAUCUGUGUGGUGUGCUACCGCUGGCGACAGAACAAGCACUCUGAGACUCACCACCCCACCCUGACCCUGACCACCCUCACCCCCAAGAGGGGCAGCACCAGUGGGGCCGGCUGCUCCACCGGAGGCAACAACGGCUCAGAGCCCAGUGACAUCAUCAUCCCGCUGCGGACUUCAGACUCGGCCUACUGCCCGCACUAUGAGAAGGUGAGCGGGGACUACGGCCACCCCGUCUAUAUCGUCCAGGAGAUGCCCCCCCAGAGCCCAGCCAACAUCUACUACAAAGUAUGAGAGAGGGACAGCCACACAGCCCGGCUGUCAUAGACAUACAGGUGUGCCAACACAUAGACUGCUGUUUUCAACAUAGAAAUAAAACUGUCCCUCUAGCUCCCUCUACUCCCUCACUCACCCCAACUCCCUCUCUAUGGCUGACUGUUUGGGAUGGCUAUCCUCAACCUCCUGCCCCAUGGACUGUGCUGUACAGUGCUCUGACACUGUGGAUGGAUGGAUGGAUGGAUGGAUGGAUGGAUGGAUGGAUGGAUGGAUGGAGGGGUGGUUGUGUCUGGGUGGGGGUAUUGAUCUGUUCCCUGCUGUGAACCCAAUGAUGGAGGUUGUGAGUCCUGGACAUGUGGGCCAUUAUGCUGACGGACUGUGGCAGCGACUCAGUCCCCACCUCUCACUCAAAGGGAGGACAGUGGAUAUGAAAUGUCAAACCUUUUCAAAGUGUUAGUGUGUGUGUGUGUGUGUGUGUGUGUGUGUGUGUGUGUGUGUGUGUGUGUGUGUGUGUGUGUGUGUGUGUGUGUGUGUGUGUGUGUGUGUGUGUGUGUGUGUGUGUGUGUGUGUGUGUGUGUGUGUGUGUGUGUGUGUGUGUGUGUGUGUGUGUGACGGAAUGUGUGUGCGUGCGUGCCUACGCAUAACCUGUAAGUCUGCUUGUGUUUGGUGUGUAAAACCAGUACCACAAGAACAAAUAUCUAAGCAAGAUUCUGAUUUCUACCCACUGUUAUCAUUUACAGAUGAUAUAAAAUCAUUAUUUCGUAACUCAUUUGUAGAUUUUUAUAUUUCCAUUCAGAUUUCUGUUAGACACAGUUUUCCUUGUAUGUAUUGUACUGUAUGUUCUCUGUUUUAGAGUCUGGAUGAGAUCUAGGUACUUAUUUAUUUCAGUGUUUGUGUUUGUCUUCUCUUCUCUUCUGUUAUCCCAUUCUCUCGCUCACUCUACAAUGCCUUAAGCAUUGAAAUAGUUCACUCUUCUGUAUAUGAAGUUUCACAGAGGAAGGAGGAUAGUACAACGGUACAAAGAGGCGUAUUCAAUAAGAGGAAGAGAAUGACAGUAUUGGGAAAGUGUUUGAACAGAUGAAGCCACAAGCACCGUGAUUCUCCCAUACUGUGCCUCCAGCUGCACAUCCAUAGCGACAGAACUGAAACCUUUUAACACACUGCAUUGUUCAUGUUGCUUCUCUACGCCCCGCUGAAAGUGUUUUGGUUUGGUUUCCCACACUGCACUGGUAACUGAUGACCUGUGGUUGGCCGCAGGAAUUAAUAAAGGUGAAAAGGUCGGAGUUCAUUGUUGAAAUGACACAGGCGAUAGUCAACAUAUACAGUUGAAUUCAGAAGUUUACGUACACUUAGGUCGGAGUCAUUCAAACUCUUUAUUCAACCACUCCACUAAUUUCUUGUUAACAAACUAUAGUUUUGACAAGUCGG